Laccaria bicolor S238N-H82 is the source of this 1008-nucleotide messenger RNA. RefSeq lists its product as uncharacterized. Bases 1 to 1008 code for a protein of 335 amino acids. NCBI's taxonomy places the organism in Eukaryota, Fungi, Basidiomycota, Agaricomycetes, Agaricales, Hydnangiaceae. The record is from RefSeq and is a predicted model, not a curated record. The transcript is spliced from 6 exons.
AUGAUCUUACUCUGUAAUACCGUCUUUGAUAGAUUGAACUUUGGUCCAACGAAGCAGACAGGCGACUCGGAAGCAACGGCCCCUCGUUACUUAUAUUAUCGUCUUUACACAAAAGACGGCGCAAUCGAGUCCCUCAAUCCCAUCUACUCCAACGAUCCCUUCAUUAGCCGCGUUCUGCCAAAGUCCAUCACGCCCCCUCAUACCGCCCUAUCACUGAAGAAACAUCUGUGCAAGAUCGAAGGCGAGGCAGGAUCAAACGCCGUUUUAUUCGAAGCGCUGUCGAAUUAUGCUGCAAUUCCAGAUUCCACACGUCUCAAGCUUCGUGAUCACCUUGGCUUAGGCGUGUCAUCUCUCGAGCCCAUGGCUUUGGUAGUCGGGGCUGCUGAAGUUGAGAAACGAUCAAGCGGCCCUGAUCCACAGGCCAGCGAAAACCUUGACCCACACGAGACGCACUACAUAUAUUACCGUGUAUACGAUGAAGACGGCGAAGUGAACUCGAAAACAACCUUCGACAGAAAUGAUACCUCCUUGGGUCGCGUAGACACCUUAUCCGUGGCGCCACCUUACACUGUGGCCUCCUUAAAAUCCCGCAUCGCGAAAGCCGAAGACAUCGUAGACCGGGCGAUUCAAUUGUUCGAGGACACCGAUGGUGAAACCCUCAUGAAGGAAGCUGACCAGGCAUCCUUUCUCGCAGAGACCUUUCCGGGUUGCCUUGAAGAUGGCCCGUUAGCCUUCAUCUACGAGCCAAAAACGCUGGGUCAAGGAUCAACGAUGACAAGGCCGAUUCGAGGAAAAUACGAAUCCAGUCCUAAUUCAUAUAACAUUUCCACGUGGCAUGCCUUCAAAAAAGGAGAGAUUCUCCACACUAACGGGGUCAAGGUAACAAAACCAUACAUUUUAGAUGCUGGCAGAGCCCGUUCAGACUCAGGCAGCUAUACUGGUUACAUGGCAAUCAACUCGGCUGGAAAACUGGCAUUCGUGCAGAGGGGUAAGCGGGAUUUUCUUUGA